This is a messenger RNA of Phragmites australis (common reed), 678 nucleotides long. RefSeq names its product putative cell wall protein. The transcript has a single exon. The record is from RefSeq and is a predicted model, not a curated record. Bases 61 to 399 code for a protein of 112 amino acids. NCBI's taxonomy places the organism in Eukaryota, Viridiplantae, Streptophyta, Magnoliopsida, Poales, Poaceae.
AAAGCAACAGCAACUUACGAUAGACCACCCAGUCGUGAUCAGCUUACGAUCGAGACCGACAUGGCCAAGUCACCGUCUGCUCUGCUCGUCCUGCUCGUUCUGGCCGCGUGCCUCGCCCAGCUGGGUUCCGCGGCGCGCCCCGUCCCGGUCCCGGCAGCGCAGCAGGCGUCGUCGGCGGAGGGCGUGAAGCGGCCGGACACACUGCAGGAGGGGACGGUGAUGAUCCCAGGGAUCGGGCGCUACGAGAUCGGCAGCCACUACAUCCCGGACAUCACUGGGCUCGACCACAGCAUCCCCGCCGCCGCCAACGGGCAGUUUCUCCCCGGCGCCGACGACACCUGGGUGCCCAACCCCGGCUUCGAGAUCCCCAACCCCCGCCCCCGCUCCUCCGCUCCCUGAAAACGCGCAUGCCGCCGGCGAAGGUGGUGCUGGUGCCCGUCGAUCGCCACCCCAGAAUAAUAAUAUAGCUAGCUAGACAUGCUUGCAUGCAUGCGCGCAUGUCUUUGUGUGGUCCGUACGUCCAUAGUGGUUACCUCUCUGUCUUCUGCUCGAGUUAAGUGUGUGCCAGUUGCGUAUAGCCAGUAAGAGCAUCAGAGAUCUUGGUCGUGUUAGCAGCUUUGCUUCCAUCACAAUUGUUCCAAAAGUACUACUGAUGAAUGCAUGGUAAAGUUCGUUCUA